Molecule: messenger RNA, 5429 nt
Organism: Cavia porcellus (domestic guinea pig)
Lineage: Eukaryota; Metazoa; Chordata; Mammalia; Rodentia; Caviidae
Gene: Rad51d
Product: RAD51 paralog D
Exons: 10
Coding region: 225-1265 (346 amino acids)
Biological process (GO): double-strand break repair via homologous recombination; reciprocal meiotic recombination; telomere maintenance
Cellular component (GO): replication fork; Rad51B-Rad51C-Rad51D-XRCC2 complex; centrosome
Molecular function (GO): four-way junction DNA binding; ATP binding; ATP-dependent DNA damage sensor activity
Source: RefSeq, a predicted model, not a curated record
CGCGCGGGAGCCCGGAACCCGGAAGCACCCGCGCGGCACACCCUGGGCUGGCGGGCCCAGGUCUCCGGAGGCCUGGUGGGGUGGUCAGGCCACCUCCUCCCGCAACCGAAGCUCCAGGGCCCUCUUCAGAAAGGGGCGCGGACGGGCGGCUGGAGGAGACCCCGCAGAUGCCCACGUGACGGGCGCCCCGGCCCCACCCGGGCUGUCUCUGGCCUGCAGGAAGCAUGGGCAUGCUCAGGGCUGGAUUGUGCCCUGGCCUCACCGAGGAGAUGGUGCAGCUGCUGAGGAGCCACAGGAUCAAGACAGUGGUGGACCUGGCCUCAGCAGACCUGGAGGAGGUAGCCCAGAAGUGUGGCUUGUCUUACAAGGCCCUCGUUGCCCUGAAGCGGGUGCUGCUGGCUCAGUUCGCAGCUUUCCCCUUGAAUGGCGCGGACCUCUAUGAGGAACUGAAGACCUCGACUGCCAUCCUGUCCACCGGCAUUGGAAGCCUGGAUAAACUGCUGGAUGCUGGUCUCUAUACUGGAGAAGUGACCGAAAUUGUCGGAGGUCCAGGUAGCGGCAAAACCCAGGCCAGGCCCUCCUCUCUCAGGCUGGUUCCCCCAGCGGCCAUCCCUCCUCAGGUGUGUCUCUGCGUGGCUGCGCAUGUGGCCCACAGCCUGCACCAGAAUGUCCUGUACAUUGACUCCAAUGGAGGGCUGACGGCCUCGCGCCUCCUCCAGCUGCUGCAGUGCAGAACCCGGGAUGAGGAGGAACAGGCAGGAGCUCUCCGGAGGAUCCAGGUAGCACAUGCAUUUGACAUCUUCCAGAUGCUGGACCGACUGCAUGACCUCCGAGGCGCUGUGGCCCAGCAGGUGAGCGGUUCUUCAGGGACUGUGAAAGUGGUGAUUGUGGACUCAGUCACUGCUGUUGUCUCCCCACUUCUGGGAGGUCAGCAGCGAGAAGGCUUGGCUUUGAUGAUGCAGCUGGCCAGAGAGCUGAAGACCCUGGCCCGGGACCUCGGCAUUGCAGUGAUGGUGACCAACCACAUAACCCGAGACAGGGACAGUGGGAGGCUCAAACCUGCUCUCGGACGCUCCUGGAGCUUCGUGCCCAGCACCCGGGUUCUCCUGGACAGCAUUGAGGGAGCAGGCACAGCAGGCCGGAGCCAGCGCAUGGCAUGUCUGACCAAGUCACCCCGUCAGCCAACAGGGCUGCAGGAGGUGGUAGACAUCAGGACCUGGGGGACUUCAGAGCAGGGCGCUGCCUUACAGGAAGAGCAGACAUGACUGGUGUCGGUGAUUGGGGAGUAGGGAAGCGUGGAAUGACGGACCGCUCACUGCCACCCAGUGCCUGGGACUGCGGGAGUUCACAGGCUGCCCAGGGGUCCCAUCACCACGGAAGCACACUGAGCAGUGGACCAGAGAAUGCUGCAGUGGGAGGCCCAGAAUUCCAAGCUGCUAUCAAGUCCCUUCCUUCAGGCCUACAGUUUGCAGAGGGAGUCAAAUUCACCCUGGCAGGGGGCAUCUCUGAAGAGGCCAAGCUAGUGACUGGGUGAAUAGUCCCAGGUGCCACCGUCAGAGCCUGUGCUUAGGCCUUGCACUGGGCUUAACCCACAAAGCCAUGAGGUUGCCUUUGCUUCCCUCCUGUCUUUUCUCUCCCCUCUCCCCUCCCUGCUCUCACCCCUCUCCCUUCUCUCCUCUUCCCAUCUCUUUCUCUGUGUUUGCCUGUUUUUGUUUUGGGGAUUCCCUUUCCCUCACCUCUGCCUCUGAGUUACUGAGUGGAAAACCUCAUAAAUGCAAAAUGCUUCUUCAUCUGUUCUGCUCUUAACAAAAUAUAAAAAAGAAAUUCCUGGAGCCCCAGAGCCAUAUGAUUUUCCCCCCUAGAAGGUUGUUUUUCCUUUUCCCCAGUGAGCCCCCCAAACAAAGACUGGUAUUCCUUUAUUCUUUUUGAUUCCACUUCCCACACCUGCAUGCGUCAUCAUGACUAGGUGAGACUGUGGGCUUGAUGCUGUCCCAGGGGUAUAAUUUGACAGGAAGGAAGGAUGUGACCUGCUCCUACUGAAUCCAGCCACUUGUUUAAUGUGCCUGAUGCCCUGUAGGGCCCUUCCACAGCACAGAGUAACCAGAGGUGCGGAACCAUGGCCUUGCCCGUAAACAGACAGGAGAAUUUGCACAAUAAAUAGAGCCAGCUGGGAAAAUUGAUGCUGGCGUAAAUAAUACAUGGCAAAUGUAGUCUUUUAUGUAGAAAUUCAUUGCUGGUAGCUCUGAGAUGCAGUAUAAUUACAUCUCUCUUCCUGCCAGCUGUACCACUGCCUUGUGCCUUAGUGUAUAAAAUAACCCCCUUGUCUGUUACCAACACUGUGACCAUCCGUAACCCUAGCUGGUAGGGGAAGAUGACAUUAGGGAAUAGAAAAUAAAAGUAAAGAAAAAUGAUCAGGGUUAUUUACUGACCACUGUAUACUUGUUUGGAGUUUUUGGUUUGGCUUUUUUUGCUUUCAUUGUGGCAAUAGUGGGGGUGGAACUUGGAUCUGUAGUGUGCUAGGCAAUGGUCCACCACUGAGCUAUGUGCCCAAUCCAGGGCUGCAUUUUUUAAAGGGAAACUCUCCUUGGUUCAGGAGGGUAUUGUAUAAUUAGUUGUGUCUUAGCUGAGGAAAAGGGGUCAGAGAUAUACUUAACCCAGUGCGGCAUUUGUGGGCGAUGGAUGCAGCAGAGCUGGAAGUGGGGUGCAGGGUGGGGAAUGAAUGGCAGACUGGUUCAAGGUAUCUGAGAGUGCAUGGGGCUGGUGACUGAACCCUGGUACUUGGUUUCACAGGAGAAGUCCAUCUUCAGCAUCUGUGUCAUGUACAGCUGGCAUAUUCCUGCAGCCAGAGUAAGAAGCAUUUCUUUGAGCUAGGAACAGCGAAUCCCUACCACACAUGGUACCACAUGGGCAUCCUGAGCCCAAAGCAGAUACCAUCAGUCAGUCUUAAAAUUUUUUUUUUCUUUUUUGCAAAGUUCAAAGUAUUUUAGAGUUUUUCUUAAUGCAGUUCUCUAGGUCGUCACUACCAGUGAGUUGGAGUUGGCAUUCAAGAUGAACCUGUUGUGCCCCAAUGCCCUGGGCUGACCUGUCCAGCUUCCUGUGUGCAGGGAGUCCAGGCACUUCAUACCUGAGCAAGCAUCCUCCAACAGUGUAGUUCAGAAAAGGUCAUCUGGCUAGCUUGUCAUUUAAGAAAGUGUGAGACUCAGUGGAAAAGUGACAGUCCCAGUGGCAGAAUGGGGACUACUGGGAGUUCUCUCCCCACUUUGCCUGUAAUUUCCCAUCCACCAGCUCUAUGCCUGCUGGGACACAGCAUAUGACCAAAGGCACACAGUCCUUCCCUAGUGAUUUCUGGGAAGGUGCCCAUCACCCCUGCUCCUGGGAUUCCUGCAGUUCUCUGACAGCUUGCUUUGUCCUUGGGACCCUGCUCCUACACCAGGGCUUCUGUCUGCAGACGGCUGCUGUACUCCCUUCUGGCCUUCUGCCCAGUGUGGUCCCUCGGGUGGGCUCUCCUGCUCAGGGGCCUUUUGCUCCUUAGCUGAUGUGUAUCCCCGUCUACCUCCACUGUGUCUGCUGCAUGCCCACUCUGACAUCCUGCCUUGUUUUACUUAAUUUAAUUUUUGUCUUUUUUUUUUUUUUUUUUUGUCUUUUUCAUUUUUAUCGAUACCAGGGAUCGAACUCACGACCGCCUGCUUGCAAGGCAGGUGCUUAUGCCGCUGAGCUAAACCCCCAGCCCCUAAUUUUUGUCUUUUUGAGAUAGGAUCUCUCCAUGCAGUUCAGGCUGACCUUGAGUUCACUUUGCAGCCCAGGCUAGUCUCAAACUUGAAAUGAUCCUCCUGCUUCAGCCUGCCAAGUGCUGAGAUUACAGUCGUGCACCACCACACCUAGCUCAUCCUGCCUUUUCUGUGCCUUGACUGUGGUGUAAAUGGAUGUUUGUGACUCCUCUGUGCUACUCAUUUUGCCUGUGAACCCCAGGCCUGCUUCAGGAGCUCCUAGGUCCAUUUUUUUCCCUUAUUCUUUCUACAUUGUGAGAAUUUACUAAUGAGUAGGCUUUACUGCAUUUUAAAGAUGAUAAAAGAGAGGACUGCAGCAUGUUUUCCUCUUUAGAUUGUCAUUGAGUCCCCAGAACCUCUACUUUUUUUUUUUUUCAUACUGGUGAUUAAACUCAGUAUCUUUAUACUGAGCUGUCCCUACCCUUUUCUUUUAAUUUUGAGAUACUCUUGCUAAGUCACUGUUGCCCAGGGUGAGCUUGAAUUUGAGAUCCCCCUGCCGCGGCCUCCCAGCAUGCUGGGAUUACAGGUAUGUACCACCAUGCUUAACUAUGUCUUUCUACAAAUUGUAUUUGCUUUUUUGGAAAUUAGACAAAAUGUUAGGUCCCUACUAUGUGCUAACAUUUGAUGCCUGUAGUCAGGUACUUGAGCGCCCAAAUACUGUCAGGCAAAAGAUCCAUGGGUUAGCUGGGCAUGGUGAUGCACAAUUGUAAUCUCAGCACUAGGGAGGCUGAGGCAAGAUGAUGGCUGCGAGUUCAAGGCCAGCCUGAACUACAGAGCUACAGAGAGAGACCCUGCCCUGCCCCGCCACCCAAAUCCAUGUGUUAUUGAGGCUGCUUUGUACUCCAAGUAACAAAAUCUGGCUUAAAGAUGCAUCAUUAAUAAAGGUACCCUCAUCUGUCAAAUCUAACAUUAGUUAAUCUGGUGGCUUACUGUUGAGUACGACUGGGCUUUUCUAUGUUUCUUCUCUCUUUUAUUGGUUUUUGUCCUCAAACUCAAUGCUAUCAUCAAAACUUGGCCACAGCCACGUUGGGCAUCUAUCCAGACAUUCAAGAUCUACAAGCAGGAAAGGGAUCAACAACUACUUGUAUCCUUCGAAGAAUAAGGAACAUGCUGAACUUUCUUCUAACAGCUGUCUCGCUUUAUAGCUUCCUGGUGUAGAAUUGCUUGUGGCACCCCAGUUGAAUUCAGUAACCAGGAAAGGAAAUGGAACCACUGCGAGUGGCUCAGUCCAGCCAAGGCUGGGAGUAGGUUUUCCUGAAGCGCACACUGGCCAUACUAGCAGGGAGAGAGUGUGAAGAAAUCAGAUGUUGGGUGGUCUGAUGGCCUGGAUGUGCGGGAUUUGGUUGCAGAUCUUACUAGGUUUUUGCUGGGUCUUGGCACGGAGUUGUCUGGGUAGAGUUUCAGCUGUCUAGUUCUGCAUGUUGGAGAUGCUGUCUGGAGGAAGCCCUGCAAUGCACAGAGCUGGGUGUAUGUGUGUAUAAUUUCUGAAUUUUUCUUUCUUUUUAAGGCCAAAUAUAUUAGUAAUCAAAGGUUACUCUGAGUACUGGGAUUGUAGCUCAGUGGUAGGGUGUUUGCCUCGCGUGCAUUGAGGCCUUGGGUUCAAUUAUCCAUGCCACAGAAAAACAAAAGUGAAAAUAAAGUUACCCUGAAUGUUUUUCCUCA